AUGGAUGAGGAAAAAACGGCCGCUGUGUCGGCGGUGAACACUGUCAGCCUAGCCUACUUUAAAGUGGACCCAGCUUUAUUUUUCGCACAGUUAGAGUCGGAGUGCGAACUGAGAGGAAUUACCUCCCAGAAAACAAAAUUUAAUUUAGCGGUCUCCAAGUUGCCUCUCGAAGCUGUCCAGGAGGUGAGAGAAAUUAUUAUCUCUCCGCCGAAAGAUAAGCCAUAUUACAAGUUAAAAGAGGAACUUGUUCGGAGGACGUCUAUGUCACGGCAAAAGAAAUUGUCGCAUCUUUUGCAUGAGGAACAAUUGGGAGACAGCAAGCCGUCGCAAUUUUUACGUCGUUUGCAGCAUCUAGCCGGAGAAAGUAAUGAGGAUGGCAUUAUACGUCAUAUUUUUCUCCAGCGUUUGCCCUCUGCGUAUCACGCUGUUUUAGCCGCGGUGGGUGAAGAUGCACCCGUCGAAAAGCUGGCUGAAAUAGCAGAUAAUAUAGCUGACCUAACUUCGGGAUGCACUGCUCCCGUUUCUGCCGUACAGACACAAGAGCCAGAUCCGCUGGCUAAACUUUUGGAGGGACAACGAAGGUUAGAGGCUAAGAUGGAAGACUUAGAGAGACGGUUGCAGAAGGUUAGCAUUCUCCGCUCCCAAAGUACAGGUCGUGUAAGAACUGUUAGCAAGGAGCCAAUGUGCUACUUACACAGGAAAUUAUUGCAAAACCCCCACCCCCCGUUCCUUCAAUUCGCAACAGGGAAAAGCCUAGGCUGGCGACCGGUGGCGACCCGGUGCGCCGGCGUGGGAGAGGUUUGUCGCUUACUAUUUGUUUCGGACCGCACUACUGGUAUACGUUUUCUCGUGGACAGUGGUGCGCAAAUAUCUUUAAUUCCUGCCACUAGGGCAGACAAGUUAAAAGGCUCUCACAAACUUACCUUGCAGGUCGUGAAUAAGUCGUUCAUCCAGACUUAUGGUCAGAGGUGCCUUACAUUGAAUUUGGGUCUGAGACGGGUUUUCACCCAUUUCUUUGUCCUUGCGGAUGUAAAGAAGGCCAUAUUGUGUGCAGAUUUUUUACACAAAUUUGGUCUUCUCAUUGAUGUUCACAGACGUUGUCUGACAGACCCUAAGACAAAUACUCAUUCGCCGAGAGCCAUUCAUAAUGUAAUUCCAUUAUGUCCUACUGUGGCUAACACAGAAGAUAAUCCUAUGUUCUGUGAACUCCUAAAAAAGUUUGAGAGCAUUACCAAACCGGCUUUUCACAAAGAUAGGUUACCCCACAAUAUAACACACCGCAUUGCUAUAGCGGUCCUCCUGUUCACAGCCGUCCUCGUCGUCUGGCACCGGAAAAAUUGA
Messenger RNA from Acanthosepion pharaonis, 1341 nucleotides. The record is from the annotation of a GenBank genome assembly. NCBI's taxonomy places the organism in Eukaryota, Metazoa, Mollusca, Cephalopoda, Sepiida, Sepiidae.